Molecule: messenger RNA, 474 nt
Organism: Torulaspora globosa
Lineage: Eukaryota; Fungi; Ascomycota; Saccharomycetes; Saccharomycetales; Saccharomycetaceae
Product: SRPBCC domain-containing protein
Exons: 1
Coding region: 1-474 (157 amino acids)
Source: RefSeq, a predicted model, not a curated record
AUGACAGUUAUCCAAGAUUCAAUUGUCAUCGACAGGGAAGCGGAAAUUGUUCGGAAAGUAUUUUUAGACUUUGCAGCUUAUCCGACUUGGAAAUCAUCGUGCAUUCAAAAAAUUACGGUAACAACCCCAAGCAAGACUUCAAAUGACUCAAUUGUUCCGGGGGAUACUCUACAGGUGAGAAUUGUUCUCCCUAACUCAAAGAAGGAGAAUGUAUUCGAUCCCGAAGUCGUAGAAAACUCAGAAGAGCGAUUUUCAUGGAAAGGUAAACUGGUUUUAGAUUCUAUCUUUUCUGGUAAACACACAUUUGAAUUCUGUCCUAUCGAGAAUGGCAGCAAGACCAAGUUUGUUCAAACAGAAGAAUUCAAUGGACUGCUGGCGUGGCCUAUACUCAAGUUUAUUGGAAAGGAUACAGUGAAGGGCUUUUCCGAGUUUAAUCAAAGAUUCAAGGAACAUGUGGAAAAAUGUGAGUUUUGA